Alternaria arborescens is the source of this 912-nucleotide messenger RNA. RefSeq lists its product as hypothetical. The coding region runs from base 1 to 912 and encodes 303 amino acids. Gene Ontology annotation, molecular function: cellulose binding. The record is from RefSeq and is a predicted model, not a curated record. Gene Ontology annotation, cellular component: extracellular region. Gene Ontology annotation, biological process: carbohydrate metabolic process. Lineage: Eukaryota; Fungi; Ascomycota; Dothideomycetes; Pleosporales; Pleosporaceae. The transcript is spliced from 2 exons.
AUGCCACUGACACCCAUUCACCAGUCGACUUGUGCCAGGCUUCCCAAUAGCAACAGCCCCGUUACAUCGGUAGCAAGUAACGACAUCCGUUGCAACGCCAACCACGGACCAGCAGCCUCAAAAUGCAGUGUCCCUGCUGGUGGCACUGUAACUGUAGAGAUGCAUCAGCAGAAUGGCGACCGAUCUUGCGCGAACGAGGCCAUUGGUGGUGCCCACUACGGCCCUGUGCUUGUCUAUAUGUCCAAAGUCGCAGAUGCAUCCACAGCUGAUGGCUCCACUCCGUUCUUCAAAGUCUUCCAGGAUACAUGGGCGAAGAACACUGCUGGCGGCGGCGGCUCGGACGAUUAUUGGGGUACGAAGGACCUGAAUAAAAACUGCGGAAAGAUGGACGUGAAGAUUCCCACAGAUCUGGCCCCAGGAGACUAUCUGCUAAGAGCGGAAGCCAUUGCGUUGCAUGCUGCAUCUGGUGCUGGCGGCGCUCAAUUCUACAUUACCUGCUACCAAAUCACUGUGACUGGUGGUGGUUCGUCUUCGCCUGCUGGUGUGGCUUUCCCCGGAGCAUACAAAGCUACCGACCCUGGCAUCCAGAUCAACAUCUACCAGAACCUCGCAUCGUAUGUCGCCCCCGGUCCGGCAGUCAUCGCAGGCGGUACUGAAGCCGUUGCUGGAUCCGCUGGAUCCGCUGUGACUGCUACUGGUGGAGCCCCAGUUGCCACAUCUACAGCAACCACGAUGAAGACAUCUACAGUAGCCACAUCUGCUGCCGCUGUGCCAACGAGUGGAGGUGGUGCUGGAGCAUGCUCAGUUGCAAAGUACGGCCAGUGCGGCGGAAAUGGAUACAGUGGAUGCAAAACCUGUGCUUCAGGACUUACCUGCAAGGCUGGAGGUGACUAUUAUUCACAGUGCGUCUGA